AGGCGGAAGGGGACCGGAAGUGGCUGGAGCGCGGCUGUUUUUGAGAGCGCCGGGAAGAUGGAUCGCUACCUGCUGCUGGUCAUCUGGGGGGAGGGCAGGGUUCCCUCGGCCGCUGGGGGCCUGCAGAGCGAGCAGGGAUCCCCGGGAUCUUCGGCUAAGGGCAUCGAGAAGCCCCCCGACUUUACAGCAGCAAGUAUUUAUCAUCUUCUGAAAAGAAGCAUUAGUGCUUCAAUCAAUCCAGAUGACAGUACUUUUCCUGCCUGUUCAGUCGGUGGUAUACCCAGUGCUAGGAAGUGGUUCUUUGCAGUGCAGGCCAUAUGCGGAUUUUAUCAGUUUUGUAGCUCUGAUUGGGAGGAGAUACAUUUUGAUGCAGAAAAAGAUACAAUUGAAGAAGUUCUUCAGACAAACAUUGAGGAAUGUUUGAGUGCUGUUGAAUGCUUUGAAGAAGAAGAUAGCAGUAGCAGAGAAUCCAUAUCCUUGGCUGAGCUAUAUGAAGAAUCUGCAGAAAAUUUACAUCAGUUAUCAGAUAAGCUUCCUGCACCUGGCAGAGCAAUGAUUGACAUAAUGCUACUGCCCUCUGACAAGGACCCUCCAAAGUUAAAGGACUGCUUACCUGCUGUUGGAGCAUUGAAGCAUCUGAGGGAAUGGCACUCGGCAAAAGUGACUGUGGCUGGCAGUCAUUUUGAAAUAAAUUGUCAGAAAAUUGCACAAUACCUUUCUGCUAAUGUUGUGUCCUUGGAAGAGCUCAGAAAUGCUAUUGACUCAAGGGAAUUAUGGCGGGGAAAGAUUCAGAUAUGGGAAAGAAAGCUUGGAUGUGAAAUUAGUUUUCCUGAAUUUUGCUUAAAAGGAGUCACACCGAAGAGUUUCAGUACAUCAAAUUUAAAUACUAGCUUUCUUGCCAAAAAGAUAAUACCAGCAAUGCAUAAGAAUAUUUUGCCUAAGGUUUUCUACUAUUAUGGUCCUGCUUUACAAUUUGUGCAGAUGAUAAAAUUGUCAGAUGUACCCUCCUGCUACAUAUCCGACGUGGAAUUUGAGUUAAGAGUGACAGAAAGCAACACCAGGGAGAAUUCCAUGUUGCUCUUGGAGCAGAUUUCAUCUCUUUGUGGCCAGGUUGGUGCGCUUUUUGUGUUGCCAUGUACUGUUAGUAACGUACUUGUCCCACCUCCCAACCAGCUCAGUUCAAGGAAAUGGAAGGAAUAUAUAGCAAAAAAACCUAAGACAAUUGGUGUUCCAGACGUUGAAGUGAAAGGAGAGCAUUCCAGCUAUUACCUCUUGUUGCAAGGUCGUGGCAGUGGGAAAUGCAAAGCAACACUGAUUCACUCGGCCAACCAGAUCAAUGGCUCAUUUGCACUCCACUUGAUUCGUGGAAGGAUGAAAACAAAGACUGAAGAAGCCAAUUCAUGUUUUCCUUUCGACUUGCCCCCCGCUUGCUUUUCUGGAGAGCAGAUUUUACAGAGAGAGAAACAGUUGGCUCAUGUUCAAGUUUUGGCCUUGAAAGAAUGCCUGAAAAGGAGAAAGUUGGCAAAGAAGCCUGAAGCCCUUUCUGCGGAUGAGCUCAAAAAACUGCUGACACUCACGAGGGAGCGGGUCUUCCAUUGCCUCCGUGCCCUGGGUCCUCAGGCGAGCCGAAGACAGACGGCAGAAAUGAAAACUUCUCACGUGGCAAACGCUUCCAGCUCAGUAAAACCUUUUUCUUCAAGUGUAAUGGAAGCUGGUCCUGUAGAAUGGCCAGAAAGGCAUGCACUUCAGAAUCUGGAAACUUUUGGGAAAGCCAAACAAAAAAUGAGAACUGGUUCAUUGCCUCGUUCAUGUGAGCAGUUGCUGGGCCAUAAAGAGAGCCCCCGGGAUUCCAUGACAUCGUUAGAUGCUAAAGAAUUGCUGAAAUAUUUCACCUCAGAUGGGUUACCAGUGGGAGAUCUUCAACCUUUACAAAUUCAAAAGGGAGAAAAGACAUUUGUUUUGACACCAGAACUUAGUCCUCAGAAACUUCGGGUCUUACCUUUUGAAAAAGCCUCAGUGUGUCAUUAUCAUGGAAUUGAGUAUUGCUUGGAUGACCGGAAAGCUUUAGAGAGAGAUGGGGGGUUUUCCGAACUCCAAUCUCGUCUUAUUCGAUAUGAAACUCAAACCACGUGCACCAGAGAAAGCUUCCCGGUCCCCACGGUGCUGAGCCCCCUGCCGUCGCCUGCGGUUCUGUCGGAGCCCGGAAGCGUGCCUGAUGGAGAAGCUCUACAAAGUGAGCCCCGGAAAAGUGAACUCCCAUCUGAAGUUUCCCGGCUCAAACGGAGAUCCAAGCAUCAGAACGGCCUUUGUCCCCCCAAAAGACUUAUGAAAUCUGAAAGUCCAGAUUCUCUUCUUUCUCAAACGCGUGGCAGUAGUCAUCAGAAUCAUCAGGUGGUGACAUCCAGAAAGCCACGGGUAGAGAAAUUACUACCAACGUCGUCUCCGCUGCUUCCGCUUCCUACCCGUGAGACAUCAAAAGUCACCACGAAGGCCCAUUCGGGACAUCAAAGUGUGCAGGAAUCCAGGACAUCCAGACAGGGCAAGGAAUCGAGAUCACAGAAGCACACACGGAUCCUGAAAGAAGUAGUGACUGACACCUUGAAGAAGCAUGAUAUCACACAAGCCCACGAGUGCUUCCCGGCGUGCAGCCAGCGCCUCUUUGAGAUCUCUAUGGUCUACCUGAAGGAUCUUAAAACUUCAAGGGGUCUAUUUGAAGAAAUGAAGAAAACAGCAAACAACAAUGUUCUACAGGUGAUUGAAUGGGUAUUAGAAAAGACAAGGAGGAAAUGAUGGAAAACCCUUCUCUGUAGGACAAUUACCAGUUCAGUAAUUCACUGCUACAUUUCUGAAGAGUUUUAUAUAUGUAUAUUGUUUCCAUGAUGUUCAGUUAAUGUAUUUUUAAUUGUACAUUUGUUUUAUACAAUUUCCAAGAUUUUAAUUUUUAAAGUUAUUUUUAUAUGUUUUUAAAAUUUUAUUCCUGGUUAUUUAACUCUUACAAUAAAUCAGAAUAUUUACUUCUUG
Perognathus longimembris pacificus (Pacific pocket mouse) is the source of this 3021-nucleotide messenger RNA. It is a transcript of the gene Mtbp, whose product is annotated as MDM2 binding protein. The transcript is spliced from 22 exons. The record is from RefSeq and is a predicted model, not a curated record. Bases 58 to 2790 code for a protein of 910 amino acids. Gene Ontology annotation, cellular component: kinetochore. Gene Ontology annotation, biological process: regulation of protein ubiquitination; traversing start control point of mitotic cell cycle; protein localization to kinetochore. NCBI's taxonomy places the organism in Eukaryota, Metazoa, Chordata, Mammalia, Rodentia, Heteromyidae.